This is a messenger RNA of Paramuricea clavata, 888 nucleotides long. NCBI's taxonomy places the organism in Eukaryota, Metazoa, Cnidaria, Anthozoa, Malacalcyonacea, Plexauridae. The record is from the annotation of a GenBank genome assembly.
AUGCCACUUACUUUAGUAUAUGGAACUCUUGAUGUUUGUGCAGAAGGUUUUAUGUACUUCAGUAAAAUGCUUGGGAAUAAACAAUACUUUCCAAAGGGAGCAGCUCAAAUAAGCAGAAACAGACUUUUUAGUCAAUAUCAUGCCCAAUACCCACAACAUGAGAAGGAUACAUUGACAAAUGACCCUAUCAACAAUAUUUGCAAAGCUAGAGUUCUUUUUGUCACUGUUGCAUUUGGUAUUGGUGUUGACUUACCUUGCAUAAGGCAAGUCAUUCAUAUCGGGGUGCCACGGACAAUGGAGGAAUACUUCCAGGAAAUUGGUCGUGCUGGUCGGGAUGGUUUACCUGCUGUUGCGACAAUAUAUUACAAUUGUUACGAUUUAAAAUCAGGCAAGAGUUCUGUUGAUCCUGUUAUGAAGGAACUUGCCUCUGGCGAUGGGUGCAAAAGAAAGUUAAUUUUAAGUUAUUUUGGCCAUGAACUAAUUCGUGCAAACACUACGACGAUCCAUACAUGCUGUGACAAUGAUGCUGCCAAAUGUGAAUGUGAUGACUGUCUUAGCAGAUCCCUUGCAUUGGAGAUGCAAGAUGCAACUGUUGAAGACAAUAUUACCUCCGAUGACUCUUCGGAAAAUCUCGACUUGUCCAUUACAGUUUUUCAGAAAAACAAGAUACGCGAAGCUCUCAGGAAGCAUAUGGAAACGUUAUACUUUGGUCCAUCAUGUGUUGGUGGUGUAUCUUUGGCAACUGGCUUUACAACUGAUUUAAUUGAUAAGACCAUUGAGAACUCGGAGCAUUUGACAUCUGUUGAGGCUGUGGAAAAUCUCCUACCUGUGUUUUGCAAUGAAAAUGCAAAAGUCAUCUACGAUAUUGUUACAAGAUUUUCUUCAUGA